Messenger RNA from Botrytis cinerea B05.10, 1193 nucleotides. RefSeq lists its product as hypothetical. The transcript is spliced from 2 exons. The coding region runs from base 78 to 1145 and encodes 355 amino acids. The record is from RefSeq and is a predicted model, not a curated record. NCBI's taxonomy places the organism in Eukaryota, Fungi, Ascomycota, Leotiomycetes, Helotiales, Sclerotiniaceae.
UAUGAACCAACAUUGGACACUCCCACCAGAAAGCCGAACAGUCAAGUACAACAUCACGAGAAGACUCGAAUGAGAAAAUGGAGUCCUCUACGAAGUCAGCCGCAAAGGGAAUUCCACAUGCAAUAUCAGAAGUACCAAGAUCGCUCGCAAAAUCUGAAGCCGAACCGAGAUCCGGCGACGCAUCACUACCCGCUUCCUCCAGUAUUGCCAGUCUUGUAAAAGCCUCGCAUACGGAAAGACAUCUAGAAAUAGAGGAUAAAGCUAAAAGUCCUUUACACACAACAUCUAUCACAGUUCGAGAACCUCAAGGUCCACUCCGUGGUGCUAGAAAUAUGGUUGGAGAUCUCACCAAUUCGAAUCAUCUCGACAGGUUGCCCACGGAGAUUCAAUUGAUGAUAAUUCAAGAAUGUAUCCCGGAAUGCGAUGCUUCUCGUGGAUUCUCAGUCAGCCUGGAUUGCAAUAAUAAAAUAUUGCUUGAAGAGGGACAGGAAACACAACAUACGUCAAUUUAUUUUGUCUCGAGGACAUUUCGCAAGCUUUAUUUAAAGCAUUUGCCAAUCAUGCUACCAUCUUCUGACAAGAACAGUCCAAUAUGUAUUCAUCAAGAUACGACUGUCGCUCUCAAGAUGGAACAACUAGAUCUUCGUGACACUAUGGUAUGGGGCCAAGUGCAAAUUCCAUCAUGUUUCAGUGAGAUUCGACAUCUUGCUGUUCCCGUCAAAGAGCUAGUAUACUAUAUGGCCCUCGAGAGCAGUGAAGGAGAGAAUUUGAACAUCAUUCAGAAUACUAUUGGCAAUAGUGAGCGUCUCGAGAUUAAUACAAUAAAUGUCACCAAAAUCUUCUUCUUCGAGAUAGAGUCUUUUAUCAACAAAUACUGUUGCGAAGAACCUCAUUUGGCCGAACUGCCGAAGCAACUCAUUUGUGGAAUAGACCCAGAUGUAGUUCGAGGAAUUCUUCGCAGAUUAUUGACUCGGAAGAUGAAUGAACUCUUCAAUCCCAGCAGGGCUAUUGCAGAUACCGAAGAAACCCAACAGCUUCUAGAGGUUGUUAAAAAUGUAUUUGAGCAGCACAAGAGAUCUAAUCCAGAUGAUGGUAACUCAAUUAAGACAUCAACAUCAAACACAUCACCGGUUGUCGAAUAUUGAAGAAUUCUUAGCGUACAGCCUUUCGACAUACGAAUCUUUCGACACCCA